AUGGCCAUACAUGAAUCUCUCACCCUUGCUUUUCUACUCUUUUUCCUACCCUUUCGUUAUUCCCCUGCAACAUCACUUGCAACAGCAAUACCUUCACCCGCACUCCUAGAAACACUGGCUCUCAUGAAAUGGAAAGCCAGCCUCUUGCCAUCAAAAGCUCUCCAUUCCUGGUCGCUUCCUGCUGCUAAUGCUACCACCAACACAAUCUCUCCAUGCAAAUGGAUUGGGAUCUCAUGCAACAGCAUUGGAAGUGUAACAGAGAUAAGUUUACCGAGUGCAGGCCUGCAAGGUAAGCUUGAUAACUUGAGCUUCUCGUCAUUUCUAAACAUCCGCCAUCUUGAUUUCAGUGACAACACACUCACUGGAACCAUUCCAGCCCAUAUUCGCUUUCUUUACAAACUCACAUUCCUCGAUCUGUCUGCAAAUGAAAUAAGUGGAUCAAUACCUCUGGAAAUGGGGAAUCUUGUCAAUCUGAAUGAGCUAGACUUGUCCAUGAACCAUCUAGAUGGUUCCAUCCCUUCCACUUUAGGAAACCUGACAAAGCUGACGAUCCUCUACCUCUAUGAUAACCACAUUUCCAGUUCAAUUCCUCCAGAAUUAGGGAAUCUAAAGAAUCUGUUUGAGCUAGCACUGUACCCUAACAAUCUCACUGGUCUCAUACCUCCUGCUUUAGGUAAUUUCAGCAACCUUACAAUUUUCUAUCUCUACCAGACCCAAGUUUCUGGUCCAAUUCCAUCAGAAAUAGGAAAUCUGGUUAAUCUCAAGGAGCUUGACGUGUCCAGCAACCUUCUAACAGGUUCUAUCCCUUACACUUUAGGAAACUUGACAAAGCUGACGAUCCUCCACCUCUUUGAAAAUCAAAUUUCUGGUUCUAUUCCUCCUGAAGUUGGGAAUUUAAUGAGUCGUUAUGAGCUAGGAUUGUACCAUAACAAUCUGACUGGUCCAAUCCCUCCUGCUUUGGGUAAUUUGACGAUGCUCAGAAUUUUGUAUCUCUACCACAACCAAGUUUCUGGUUCAAUUCCACUAGAAAUAGGGAAUUUGAUUAAUCUCAAGCAGCUUGUUAUGUCCAGUAACCUUCUAAUGGAUUCUAUCCCCUCAACUUUAGGAAACUUGACAAAGCUCACCAUCCUCCACCUCUACGACAAUCAAAUUUCUGGUUCAAUUCCUGUGUGA
Molecule: messenger RNA, 1173 nt
Organism: Magnolia sinica
Lineage: Eukaryota; Viridiplantae; Streptophyta; Magnoliopsida; Magnoliales; Magnoliaceae
Product: probable leucine-rich repeat receptor-like protein kinase At1g35710
Exons: 1
Coding region: 1-1173 (390 amino acids)
Molecular function (GO): protein binding
Source: RefSeq, a predicted model, not a curated record